This is a messenger RNA of Homo sapiens (human), 12990 nucleotides long. It is a transcript of the gene HOMER1, whose product is annotated as homer scaffold protein 1. Gene Ontology annotation, cellular component: dendritic spine; postsynaptic cytosol; cytosol. The transcript has 9 exons. Gene Ontology annotation, molecular function: G protein-coupled glutamate receptor binding. NCBI's taxonomy places the organism in Eukaryota, Metazoa, Chordata, Mammalia, Primates, Hominidae. Gene Ontology annotation, biological process: G protein-coupled glutamate receptor signaling pathway; regulation of calcium ion import; regulation of store-operated calcium entry. Bases 8745 to 9617 code for a protein of 290 amino acids. The record is from RefSeq and is a predicted model, not a curated record.
AUAAAUUCAUUUAACAAAUGUCUACUGAGUAAUUACUGUGUGCCUGGCACUCUUCUAAAUGUUGGAAGUAUGACAGCAGUGGACUUAAUAGAAAAUCCCUGCCCUGGUAAGAUAGCAUUUUCUUGUAGGUUAUAUUUGCAGUGAUUGACAUCACCUUGACCUUUAGCUGCCUCAGGCUGAGUACAGGGAUGCAACCUAGACCUCUUACCUAGCCAGUUUCUGCUAGAGGUUACAAGUCAAGUUGUGCCAGGGAACUUCAUAUGUCCCCUCUAUGAGUCAGUCUUUAUAGAUCUUGGGAAUCUCUGGAGGAUUCUAAGCAUCAGAGUGAAAUUUCGGUUCACCUAAAAAAUGUAGCAUCUAUGCAAUAAGUGUACUAAUUUGACACCAGAGGGACUGUUUUUCUCUUUUAGUAAUUUUGAAUGUUGUAGUCUAAGUUGAAUAGAAGAGAAAAUUACUAUAAUCAUAUAUCAACAUUUUAAAGUAGAUUUUUCAUGUAGAUGAAGGAAAGAACCUUAGAGAUUCUGCCCUUUAAAUUUUUUUAAUGUUUUAUUUUUGUUUUCAAGUACAGAAUGGCCUCUUGUAAAUUGGUGCCUGUGUUAUUGAUUUAUUUUUAUUUUUAUUUAUUUAUUUUUGAGAUGGAGUCUUGCUCUGUCGCCCAGGCUGGAGUACAGUGGCGCAAUCUCGGCUCACUGCAACCUCCGCCUCCUGGGUUCAAGCAAUUCUCCUGCCUCAGCCUCCCAAGUAACUGAGAUUACAGGUGUGAUGCCUGUGUUAUUUUUAAAUGAGGCAACUGAGGACUUUGCCCAAAGUCUCAAUGCUAGCUGAUGGUAGAGCCUAGCCUUCUGUUGCUUGGCCGUGUAUUCUUCUUUCCUUUAGAAAUAGAAAUGUCCACCACUUAGUACAGUAAUCCAUUGGUACGGUGUCAAACUAAAAAUUGGCUGUUUUAUGAGUUUGUUUCUUGAACGUAUUUUGAAAUCUCUCUCUCUCCUGAAUCCUCAUAGUGCUAUAUAUUACCUCCCCAUGGCAUUUAUUACUUUCCACUCAUAUUGUAAUUAUCUUCUAUUAACAAGAUUUUUUUUAGAUGAACUGUCUUUGAGAAUAGAGUCUGUGUAUGUUUCUUCUUUGUGUAUUCCCCACAGCUCUUAACAGAAUGCCUGGCAUUCACUAGGUACUCAAAUUAUUAAACAUGUUCUCAUAGAGAUUAUAUUUUGGGUUUGGUAACAAUGUGAAACCACAGGAAUCUAUUUAGUCUACAACAUUUUAAGAGGCUGUUUGGCUUACCAUCAGAUCUAGGUUUGAAUUCUGGCUCCAUCCUCAUCUUGGCUGUGUGAUCUUGAAUAGGUCACUUAACAUCAUUUUCCUCAUCUGUGAAAUGAGAAUAUGUGCCCCAUCUAGCUUUAAGAUUUAGGUAAAAUGUAUACAAAGGGUCUAGUGCCUGAUGUACUAAUAGCUACUCAAUGAAUGGUAACUAUUAUUGUUAGAAAUUUAUUUUCUAUUUAUUAUAAGUGCAUUUUAAAAUAACAUUAAAUAGCUCUAUUACCUAUGUGAAGGAUGUACAGUAAGAAAAAGGUCCAUGGUGAAAAGCUGACAGCAUUUUGGUAUGGUCAGCAGAUUGCCCAGUCUGGGCUUUUUAGCUUACCAAUUGCUUAUUUAAGAUGUUUGAUUUGGGGCUCUUAAGAACUGGUUUACCAUACUAAAACUCAAAGAGACUGAUGUAUAAACUAGAAUGGAAGUUUAUUAAUAAGUCAUUAAAAAUGUAUUCUCACAUAGGAAAACAAAUGCCACAGUGGAAUCCAGAUUGUAAUCAGAAGCUUGCUUGAGGAAAAGGAUAGUGGAUUGGGUAUCUGGUACUGCAUUAAUCUCCUGCAUCAAUCGUGACCUACCACUUAGCUGCGUCAGGACCCCUUCUCUUCUAGAGAGUGCUAAAGGCACUGCCUAAUCACCUCUCAUAAAUCCCCUGUUCUAACUUACAUAGUUGUCUGCUUUCGGGUUGCAUGUUCUUAAAAGCAGACAGCAAAACCCUGGAGGAGGUUUUAUACUUAGUCAUUAGCCUGUCAUUCCUGCUGGAGUUUUACAGCCUCACCUUAGUUGGAUUUUGGGAGCUUAAACAGACUUCUAAAAAUGUUUUAAAUUUAAACUUUGUAUUAAGUGUACAGAAAGUUUUAAGUAUACAAAAACCUAAGGAGGAUUGUAUAAUUAACCCCUAUACAUUCAUCACCUGGCUUCAACAAUUAUUAACAUGUGGCUCAUAUUGUUUUGUCUGUACUGCCUGCACCUCUCUAGAUUAUUUUAAAGUAAAUUCCAGGUAUCAUAUAAUUUUACCUGUAAAUAUAUGACUGUGUAUUACUAAGAAAUAAGGACUCUUAACACAUCUUCAGUACCAUUAUCAUAUCAGAAAAAUCACUUAAUAAUUCCUUAAUAUCUAAUAAGUGAUCACAGUUCCCCAGUUGCCUCAUCAAUGUCUUUUUUACUAUUGGAUUAUUCAAAUCAGCUUUCAAACAUGGUCCACACAUUAUAUUUGGUUGUUAUGUUUGUGGAUCUCUUUCAGUCUAUAACAGCCUCCUUCCCCUCCUUUUCUUGCUGUUUAUUUACCCAAUUUGUCCUGUAGAAUUUUUCACAAUCUUUAUUUGGCAGACUCAUGGUAUCCUUUAAAAUGUUCCUCUGUUCUGUUUGUGGUGAACUUGUUGCUAGAUCUCGGCAUGCUGAGAUUCAGGUUUUACUUUUUUUCCUCCCAAGCUAUGUCAUGGGUGGUGUGGUAUGCUUCUUGCCUGUUGCGUUACACAGGGAGGCACAUAGCAAUGUCUGUCUUGCCAUUUCUCUUUUUGUAUGUUCAAGUUGAUCAUGGAGUUCAGUGUUAUUAGCUUGAUCCAGCCAUUAUGAAACGUAUUCUUUCCUUCUUUCUUUCUUUUUUGAGAUGGAGUUUCACUCUGUCACCAGGCAGGGGUGCAGUGGUGCUGUCUCGGCUCACUGCAACCUCUGCCUCCCGGGUUCAAGCGAUUCUCCUGCCUCAGCCUCCUGAGUAGCUGGGACUACAGGCGUGCGCCACCACGCUUGGCUAAUUUUUGUAUUUUUAGUAGAGACGGGGUUUCGUCAUGUUGACCAGGAUGGUUUUGAUCUCUUGACCUUGUGAUCCUCCCACCUCAGCCUCCCAAAGUGCUGGCAUUACAGGCAUGAGCCACUGUGCCUGGCCAAAAUGUAUUCUUUCAAUGAACUAUUACAUUUUGGGUCUUCUAAUUUUAUUCUCAAAGGGUACUUUGCUGUCAAAUGUUAUUGCCUUCUGAUACGUUCUCUGUAUGCAGCGAGAAUGAUCUUUUAAAUAUAAAAUGGAUUACAUACUACCUACCUUGCUUAAAACUCAAUAGUGUUCCAUUGCUUGUAAACUGACAUCUAAACUUCCUACCAUAGUCUAUAGGAAUCUGCAUAACCUGGGGUUUAUCUGGCUUUCUAAACCUCAUUUUAUGCCAUUCUGUCCUUUGAGAGGCAAUGUGGCAUUAUUGUUAAUAGCUUGGGCUCUUGUACUAGACUGGGGUUGGGGUGUGAUCUUGGGUAGGUCACUAAACUGCUCUGUCCCUCCAUUUUUUCAUAUCAAAAAUUGAUGUUCUAAUAGUAUUUACCAAUAGGAUUGUGAUGAUUAACACAUAUCAAUAGCAAUAUUGUGAUGAUUAAAUAAUGAAUAUCAAUCACCUACAACAAUGCCUGUAUAACAUAACAAAUACCUAAUGUUAGCUGUUGUGGUUGCUGCUGGCGUUGAUGCUUUGUUUUUUAUGUCUGUGUUCAGCUACACUGUACUUUGCAGUUUCUGGACCUGACAAGCUCUUGCCAGCCUCAAGAUCUUUGCACAUUGUUCUCAUUGUCUCUCUUGCAACAUGACAAACCAUCCCAAAAUUUAGUGGCUUAAAAAAACAAUUGUUUAGCUUACAAAUGUGCAAUUUUGGCAGAGUUUGUGAGAGAGAGCUCAUCUCUGUUCCAUAUGGCAUUGGCUGGGGUGGCUUAACUGAGGGCUGUGGGGUUUACUUUUAAACGGGUCACUCAUGUGGUUGGCAAGAUAGUCUUUACUCUUGGCCAGGAAGUCAACUAGGGUGGAGGUCUUGAUUCCUCUUGAUUCCUCUCCACAGGCUGCUUGUCCUUACAGCAUGGUGGCUGGGUUCUAAGAGUGAGUAUCCUAAGAGAAGCAGGCAGAAGCUGAAUGGCCUAAUACAAUGUAGACUCAAGAAGUACACAGUGUUACUUUUGCCUCAUUAUUUUGGUUCAGGCAGUCACAAAGGCCCACUCAGGCUUAAGGGGAGAGAGCACAUGGACUCUACCUCUUGAUAGGGAAAUAACAAGGUGUUCUAAAAGAGGGACAGGAGAUACUGUUGCAGCCAUCUUUGGGGAAUGUACUUUGCCAUACACAUGCUGUUGCCUGAACCUGAAACACUAUCAUCUGUCAGAUUCCCACUCUUUAGCAAACUAACCAACUUCAAUUAGGUCCCUCUUUUUCCAUUGCCUUUGUUUGCUCUCUUUCUCAUAGCUCUUCAUUUUCCUUGGUAACACUUACCACAGUUUGUAAUUUUUUAAAGUCCAUGGGUGUUAUGACCUGUCAUGUACUAAGUACCUAGCAUUGGACCUGUUGAAAUGUUAAAAUGUGUUGUUACUUACAAAUCUAAAUAUCAUGUAUUACAUUCGCACUAAGGAAAGCGUGUUCCAAACUUUGUGGAAAAAAAUGGAACAAAUACACAGAAACACCAGGAGUCAGUCCUUUAACUCCUUAAAGUUCAUGCCUUACUCUUUAGCUUAGGGUGAGGAUGCGAUGAAGAAAAACAUAUGUAAAAAUGUUGGGGUGGGAGGAGAACUCAGUUGGAAUAGCUGAAUUUCUACUUACCCUCCCCAUACUUUAAAAACCCAAACCCACAAAUCUGUUUUCUAUUCCUCUAUCACCCCGUGCGUGGCAAGAAGCUUCUAGCUGGUCCUCAAAAUAUUUUUGUUGAGAAGAAAGCAUGAUAACUAAGAAAUGUUUAGUACUCUCAGGGAAUAGCCAAAUAUAUUUACUUUACUCAGGGAAAGCAAAACACACCUUCACUCAGUACUAGUGUUUUUGUUUUGUUUUGUUUUGUUUUGUUUUGUUUUGUUUUACUUUUGACACAGUUCUAACAAGAUUGGUUAUCAGGUUUCUCAGCCCCCAGCAGACUGGGCAGGGAAAAGAGAAUAGACUUUCGGAAGUGAGGUAUAGAUAAUAGCAAAGAGAACAGCUGUUGUUGGCCUCAGGAAAUACUUUUUCAAAACCUUGAGCAAUGAUGACAUUGUAGCCUGGGAAUUGUAGUAAUGUGGGGUAGAAGGUCCCAUACAUUUUAAAAGAAUUUCAUUCACUUAACAGAUAUUGUGUGCAGUCUUGCUGAUUGUUGGAGACACAAGGUGAACAAAAUGCACAUGGCCCCUGCCUUCAUGGAGAUUUCAUUCUGGGGAUGGGGCAGACCUUAUGAUUGAUAUUUGCGAGGUAUAUCUUUUUUCAUCCUCUUUUAACCUAUAGGUGUCUUUAUAUUUAAAAUGAUUUUUAAGGUGGUCUUCAAAAUGGUUUUCUUAUAAGCAUCAUAUAGGUUGUUGCUUUAUAUACAAUCUGACAAUUUCUGCCUUUUAUUUUUUAUUUUUUUAAUUUAUUUUCUAAGAGACAGGGUCUUGCAGUGUUGCCUAGGCUGGACUUCAAAUUCCUGAGCUCACCUCAGCCUCCCAGGUAGCUGGGACUACAGGCAAAUGCCAUGGCACCUAGCUAAUCUCUGCCUUUUAAUUGUGGGUGUUUAGAUCAUGUACAUUUAAUAUUAUUGAUAUGAUUGGGUUUAAGUCUACCAUCUUAUGUAUGUUCUGUUUGUUCCAUCUGUUCUUUAUUCCUCUCCUUCUUUUCUCUUUUGCAUUACUUUAGAUUGAGUGUUUUUUUAUGAUUUAUUUCAUCUCUUUUGUUAGCUUACUAACUAUACCUUUUCUUUUUAAAUGAUUCUUUAGGGUUUAUAGUAUACAUCUUUAACUUAUCACAGUCUACCUUUAGGUGAUCCAUUUUACUACUUCAUAUAUAAUAAGAACCUUACAAUAAUACAGUUUUAUCUCCCUGCCUUUGUUAUUGUUAUAUAUUUAAUCCUAAUGUUAUAAACCCCACUUUUUUUUUUUUUUUUUUUGAGAUGGAGUCUUGCUCUGUUGCCCAGGCUGGAGUGCAGUGGCAUGAUCUUGGCUCAUUGCAACCUCUGCCUCCCAGGUUCAAGCAACUCUCCUGCUUCAGCCUCCCGAGAUUACAUGCACCCACCACCACACCCGGCUAAUUUUGUAUUUUUAGUAGAGACGGGGUUUUACCAUGUUGGCCACUGUGGUCUUGAACUCCUGACCUCAGGUGAUCCACCCACCUCGGCCUCCCAAAGUGCUGGGAUUACCGGCGUGAGCCACCACACCCGGCCACUUUUUUUUUUUUUUUUUACUUAAACGGUCAAUUAUCUUUUAAAGAGACUUUUGCAAUUAAAAUAUAUAUGUAUUUACCUGCAUAUUUACCCCUUUUGGUGCUCUUCAUUCCUUUGAGUAGAUCCAGAUAUCUAUAUGGAAUCAUUUUCUUCUUCCUAAAACUUUUCUUUAACAUUUUCUCAUAGUCAGGUCCACUAAUGAUGGAUUCUUUCAGCUUUUGUAUGUCUGAGAAAAUCUUUAUUCCACUCUCCUGUUUUUAAGAGUUUUUUUUUUUUAAGGUAAAAUUCACAUAACAUAAACCAUUAACCAUUCAAAAGUGCAAUUCAGUGCAUUUAGUACAUUCACAGUGUUAUGUAACCAUCACCUCUAUGUAGUUCUAAGACAUUUUCAUUACCCUAAAUUCACUUGGGUAAAUUCUGAAAGAUGAAAGAUGUUUUUUGCUGGGUAGAAAAUCGUUAGGUUGACAAGUUUUUUUUCUUUCUAUACUUUAUAGAUAUUCUGUCUUCUUCUGGUUUGCAUUGUUUCCAAUGAGAAGUCAACUGCCAUUCUUAUUUUCAAUUGUAUGUAAUAUGCUCCAUAACCCAAGACUGUGCUUAAGGUUUUAUCAUUGGCUUUAAGUAAUUUAAUUAUGAUGUCCCUUUGCCCUUGGCAUAGUUUUCUUAAUUUUUUUUUUGCGCUUGUGGUUUGUUGAACUUCUCAGAUCUAUGGCUUUAUAGUAGUAUCAGAUUUGGACAUUUUUUCAAGCAAAAUUCUUAAAAUAAUUUAUUUUGGAAACAGCUCUUGACCUGUUGUCGAGGCUGGAGUGCAGUGGCAUGAUCACGGCUCACUGCAGCCUCAACCUCCUGGGCUCAAGCAGUUCUUCCACCUCGGCCUCUUGAGUAGCUGGGACCACAGGUGUGAGCCACCAUGUCCAGCUAUUUUUUUUUUUUUAAUAUUUUUUUAGAGACAGGGUCUUGCCAUGUUGCCCAGACUGGUCUUGAACUCCUGGCCUCAAGAUUCUCCCACCUGAGCUUCCAAAAGUUCUGGGAUUACAGGUAUGAGCUACCACCUGGCCCAAUUAUUUUUAAUCCUUCCCACUUUUGAGGACUUCAGUUGCAUGCAUAUUAGGUUGCUUGAAGUUAUCCCACAGUAAUCAAUCACAUUAGUACUAUAUUUUUUUUUCAGGGUUUUUUUCUGUGCUUCAUUUUGGAUAGUUUUGAUUUCUAUCUUAUCAAAUUAACUGGUUUCCUUUUUUUUCUGUAAUGCCUUAUCUGCUUUUUAUUUCAUCCAGACAUUUUCAUCUCUAGAAAAUUGAUUUGGGGCUUUUUAAUACGUUCAAGUGUAACUGCUUAUGUCUUCGUCUACCUUAUUGAACAUGUAGACUGUAGUUUUAAUAACUAUCUUAAUGUUCUUGUCUACCUGUUCUAUCAUCUAUGUCAUUUCUGGGUGUGUUUCUGUUUAUUGAAUUUCCUGCUCAUUAUGGGUUAUGUUUUACUUAUCCACUGAAUGUUAGAUAUUUAGGAUUUUAUCUUAUUGGGUGCUAUUUUUGUAUUCUAUUAUUUUUUAUUUUUUUGAGACAGGGUGUCACUCUUGUUGCCCAGGCUGGAGUGCAGUGGUGUACCAUGGCUCACUGCAGCCUCAACUUCCUGGACUCAAGUGGUCCUCCCACCUCAGCCUCCCAAGUAGCUGGGACUACAUGUACACACCACCAUGCCCAGCUAAUUUUUUGUAUUUUUAGGAGAGAUGGGGUUUCACCAUGUUGCCCAGGCUUGUCUUGAAUUCCUGGGCUCAAGUGAUCUGCCUGCCUUGGCCUCCCAAAAUGCUGGUAUUACAGGUGUGAGCCACCGUGCCCAGACUUAUAUUCUUUUAAAUAUUCUUGAGCUUUGUUCUGAGACUCAGUGAAGUUGAUUGGAAACAGUAUGAUCUUUUCAAAGCUUACUUUUAAGCUGUGUUGUGUGGGACCAGAGCAGCCUUUUACUGUACAGCUAAUUUUAGCUCAUUACUGAGGAGAUGCCUUUAUGGAAACUUUACCCAAUGUCCCAUGUGCUCUCCCUUCUGGCUGAAUGAACAUGAACUGUUUCUGGUUUUAUGUGAGUCCUGGGGAUUGUUCUACUUGCUCUUCCUAGUGGCUCUUCUCUGGACUUAGACUGUCUUGACAAAGGGAACAACCUAUCUUCAGCACUCGAGCUCAUGUCUUCCAAAUUGACCCAAACACAAAGAAGAACUGGGUACCCACCAGCAAGCAUGCAGUUACUGUGUCUUAUUUCUAUGACAGCACAAGAAAUGUGUAUAGGAUAAUCAGUUUAGAUGGCUCAAAGGCAAUAAUAAAUAGUACCAUCACCCCAAACAUGACAUUUACUAAAACAUCUCAGAAGUUUGGCCAGUGGGCUGAUAGCCGGGCAAACACCGUUUAUGGAUUGGGAUUCUCCUCUGAGCAUCAUCUUUCGAAAUUUGCAGAAAAGUUUCAGGAAUUUAAAGAAGCUGCUCGACUAGCAAAGGAAAAAUCACAAGAGAAGAUGGAACUUACCAGUACACCUUCACAGGAAUCCGCAGGCGGGGAUCUUCAGUCUCCUUUAACACCGGAAAGUAUCAACGGGACAGAUGAUGAAAGAACACCUGAUGUGACACAGAACUCAGAGCCAAGGGCUGAACCAACUCAGAAUGCAUUGCCAUUUUCACAUAGUUCAGCAAUCAGCAAACAUUGGGAGGCUGAACUGGCUACCCUCAAAGGAAAUAAUGCCAAACUCACUGCAGCCCUGCUGGAGUCCACUGCCAAUGUGAAACAAUGGAAACAGCAACUUGCUGCCUAUCAAGAGGAAGCAGAACGUCUGCACAAGCGGGUGACUGAACUUGAAUGUGUUAGUAGCCAAGCAAAUGCAGUACAUACUCAUAAGACAGAAUUAAAUCAGACAAUACAAGAACUGGAAGAGACACUGAAACUGAAGGAAGAGGAAAUAGAAAGGUUAAAACAAGAAAUUGAUAAUGCCAGAGAACUACAAGAACAGAGGGAUUCUUUGACUCAGAAACUACAGGAAGUAGAAAUUCGGAACAAAGACCUGGAGGGACAACUGUCUGACUUAGAGCAACGUCUGGAGAAAAGUCAGAAUGAACAAGAAGCUUUUCGCAAUAACCUGAAGACACUCUUAGAAAUUCUGGAUGGAAAGAUAUUUGAACUAACAGAAUUACGAGAUAACUUGGCCAAGCUACUAGAAUGCAGCUAAGGAAAGUGAAAUUUCAGUGCCAAUUAAUUAAAAGAUACACUGUCUCUCUUCAUAGGACUGUUUAGGCUCUGCAUCAAGAUUGCACAAAAAAAAAAAAAAAAAAAUUGAAUAUCACUCCUCCAGGAGGAGGAUCUUUUGAAAUUGGAAUUGUAUAUUUCACUGUAAAUUUUAGAAUCCAGCUUGUAGCUAGUUGGGGAAAAAAGAUGAAAAACUUGAACUACAAAUUACCUCCAUGUAUAUUAUUGGCCAUAGUUAACUAGAAAGUUAUAAAUAGACACUUAAUGCAAUCUUUUUUCCUGAUAUUAGCCAAUGGGAGAAUUAACAAUGUCUAGGUCACAUCCCCUUUUUGUGUUCAACACAGUGAAGAUUAUCUGCUUUUUAAAUUAAUUUAUUUACGAUAUCUAGAGCUGUGUUUUGUGCAAAAACUUAGUGAUGAAAGCCUGUCUUUUGUUGUAAUCUGAAUAAUUUCUCAGGAUAUUUUUGCACUGCUGAGAAGCAGUGCCAUUACCAAUUAAUUCUUGCCAGGAGUGAGAGAGAGCUGUAUCUUUAAUUGAAAUAUACUAUAACUGGGUGUAUAGAGUUCUUCCCUUUUUUGUGCUGGAAGAUAUUUCACUCUGGUGACUACUCUGGUACACUCUGGUGUUCUCUAAUCUUGUCUGUUGUAUAGUUUACUUUUCCAUAUUGAUUCCAUGUAUUUAUGAGAAGAUAUUGUCUCCCAUUUUAUUACACAUUUUAAAGCCAACUAACGAAGGCAGCUGAGUCCCUCAGAAAUUUUUCUUUUUAAGUUUCUAAUAAAUUUGACACACAGUACUGAAAUACAGCAGCCCGUCAUUGACAGGCUGGUCUAGCAAUGUUAAGUAUAUUUACAGAAUAUGCAGUUACAUUUAUUUAUAUAUUUUGCAAGAAAUCUUUUCUGAAUGAUCAAUGCAUUUCAAUUUACGAAUAAUAAUGGUUAUUGGGGAACUGUUUAUUAUAGAUAAUUUUAAGGUGUAUAGCUAUUUUAAAGGGGGUCCAUUUACAUCAAACAGCUGAUCAGAGGACUCUAUCUAAAUUGUGAUCGUGGCAGAUAGAGAUGGAGUCAUGUACUCUAUCUGGCUCUACACAUCAAUCACAUCUUGAUUCAAACCUCACAAGGCAAUAUUCUGAAUUGUUAACUAGGUAUUUCAAAACAGGAAUUAAAUUCAAUAGGCUCUUCUCAGUGAACAGGUUUUAAUGUUGUUUUGAUGUAAUUUUAAAAGACUUUUAGCAAACAUGCAUUUCUUUAUAUGAUAUAUUUCUUUUACGAAGCUAUUUUAAAAGUAAGCCAAGUGCUGUCUAGUCUGCUUAUAAAGUAGGAAUUGCAUCAGAGUACAUAUAUUCUUGCUGUACAAUGCCUGUGAUGUUGAGGAGGGUUCUUUUUUAAAGUGUAUGCUUGAGUAACUGACUCUAUGGAGUCUAUAAAUGCACUGACUUCUUGUUUGUACCCCAAAAUGAUCGAAUUGUUAAGUACAAAAUUAAGCUAAUUAACCAAUUUGUAACCAUUUUUUCACUCAUAAACAGCUACUCAAUACUAGACAAUUUUGUUUUUUAUGUAUGUGUAUGUACGUAAAUACAUACAUAUUAAUUUACAUUAGAGUGAAAAAUAAAUGGUUUGUUUCUGAAGUUAGUUUCUUAAGUGAGUUUUCAGGUGUCUCUGAAAAAUUUAUAACAAUCAUGUAUUAUAUGUGCUGUAACAUCAUGUACGUUACCUCCAUCUAUUUUAGGAUAUUUUCCUCACCUAUAUAUUAUAGGGAGAAUAAUUUAGAUACACAUGCUCAGAGCUGAGAUAUUUCUCUGAUAAAUCAGGUAACAAAAUGUAUUUGAUUGAUGGAAUUUUGAAGUAAAUGUGUUUUUAUCCAUCAGUUUCUGAGUAACAAAGAGCACCAAGUUUUAAUUUAAAUAGGAGAUUUAACACUAGGGAUCAGGGAGUUUAGUAUGAAGAGUUAAAAAAAUUUAAAAAACAGUGUAAGCUGUUGAAAUGGCAAGUGAAUUAUUUUAAUGAUGUAAUAAAAUAUUUUUAAAUUUUGACAUAGUGAUCAUUUAAUGAAAAAACUCACCAAAAUGUCUCCAUUUGAAUUGUAUUGAUAAUGUGGGACAUAUGUGUGAUUCAAUAUAUACAUAUACCCAUAUGUAUAUACAGAAAAUUAUUUUUAAUACUUUCCUACUGAUAAUGAAAUUUAAAAUUGGAAAUUUUGUGAGUGUUUUUCUUGUCCAAUAGAGCCUAAUUGUUUCCUUUUUUAGUGAUUUAACAAUCUCUUGAGGGCUGCACCUUUAAAUUCCCAGAUUGUCAAUAGACAUGUACAGUAUAUGGGAUAAGGUGGACACAAGUGCACAUAUAAAUAAAAUCUUCUUAAGACUUUUAACUAUUCAUUUACAGUAGGAGAGUAUGUAGAAAUCAUCAUCCACAAGUCAUAAUUAGGUUGUGUGCCUACUGUAGUUUUUUCCAUUUCUGUAUUAUAUAAACAUUUGCAUAUUAAAAUUUGAUUUUUCCCAGAGACAAGUAUUAUAUACUGUAUCUAUAUUUAAAUCAAACUGUGGUAAUAUAUUUCUCAGAAAAUAAUGUUGGGGACUAUAGCCUGAACAUGUGGACUUGAAGCGACAUGGAGGAGGAGGUUGAUCCCAUUGUGUAUAAGUUAAUAUGUGAUAACUAUUGAAUCUUGUACAAAAACAAAAAUUGAAAAAAAAAAAGAAAAGCAAAAAUACAGUUUUUAUUUUGAAAUACAUUUGUUCUCUGGAGAAUGUACUUUAUCUUUUUUUCCUCCAGUCUUUUACAGAUAUUUAAAAGCAUUUAAAUGAUGACAGCAUUUACUUAAAUCUUUCAGGUGCUACUGGAUUUUGCAUUAGUGUGUUAUGUUGUGAAAUCCUAACUUUGACAUAAAAGGUUUUAUAAGUAUUCCCCUGCCUGGAAAAUUAGUUUUUGUUCUCCUCUCUCUCUCUUUCUCUUUUCCACUUUCUUUCUGCAGACUAAAACAUGCUCACGAAGUUGCAUCUCUCCUUGUCUCUAUAGAAGAUCUCCAGCACCAUCAUAGAUUUGAUGUUCUGCUGUCAUUGAACUGUUGGGAAGCAGUUAGAGGAAAAGCUCACUUUUUUUUUCAGGUGGAAAUAAAAGGAACACUCAAAAUUAAGCCAACACCACCACUACCUUUAAAAACUAGUUUAUUUGCCCUGUUAAAAUUAAAUGUAUUCUUUAACAUGUGGGCUACAGUCUCCCAUGUUUUUAUUUAACUGAAGCAUAUACACUUCGGUCAUUUAUCUCCUUGUGGUCCUGAUUUUGUCAGUACUGGAAUGGGAGGCAGGUCGGGGAAAGUUUGUUUGAUGGCAGUGGAUUCUUAUUGUUGUUUUAACCAUUGCAUUU